CUGAUGAUUAUUUUUAAUCUCCAUUUUACACAGAAGCGAUACAUCCGUGUGCUUCAUGACUGGGACAAUGUGCCGGGCUUUGGUCCGCUCCUGAUGGCCUGUGUCCACCAAUACCAGGAAGGUAACGCCGACAAGAGUUUCCCCAUCACUCUGUCUGUGUGUGACCUCUGAGAUGGAGAGACAAAGCCCAGGAGAGAAACAGCCAGAUGCUAACAGGAGUGUGGCCACCACCACCACCACCACAUCAGCUGCUGUAACCAUAGCAACAGUCAGCUCUAGCUGCAGCACCAGGUGCACCCAGGCACCCUCUACCUCCCUCAGUAUCAUCACACCGGACAGACAAGCAGUCCAGGUGAUCCAGCAUGCUAUCCACAGACCUCAGAGCAUGGCUGCCCAGUACCUGCAUCAGAUGUACGCAGCCCAGCAGCAGCAUCUCAUGCUGCAGACAGCAGCCCUGCAGCAGCACCAGCAAAGCCCCCACCUGCAGAGCCUGGCCAUACAGCAGGCUUCAGUAUGUCAGAGGCAGUCACCUUCGUCAUCCAGCAGCGGUUUGGUUCAUCAACCUGCUGGUUCAUCGAUCACAUUACCAGCGUCCCCUGUAACAGCCCAGCUGAUUGGCCGAACACAAGCAUCCAACUCUGCCAGUGCAGCAACUUCGAUAUCCCAGCAGGCCAUGCUCCUGGGAAACAGACCGUCCAACUGUAGCCAGGCUCAGAUGUACCUUCGCACUCAGAUGCUCAUAUUGACCCCUGCAGCCUCAGUGGCUACGGUUCAGUCAGACCUCCCUGCUGUCACCUCCAGCUCCUCGCUAACUACCUCCUCUCAGGUGCAGAAUCUAGCUCUGCGGGCUCACUUGCCUGGCGCUCUGGCCACAGCCCACAGUGUGAUUCUAAAGCCAUCCACCCAUUCCCAAGCGGCCACUUUAUCCAAGACAUCCAUCUGUGCACUGAAGACCAACCAUCUGAGCAACACCUCAACAGAAACAGGACCCACUGAUGUGUCCAGGCUGUCGUCAGGACCUCAGAUUAUAACCCCAGCCUUCUCUCCGGUACAGACCCACACUCUGGUUAAGCAGCAGCUGUCGGGUCCAUCAGGCCAGCGGGUAGCGCAGCACCACGUCAUCCUCCAGCAGACCACAGGAGGAGCUCCACACCACCGCCAACUCCAGCCCAUCGCCCUCAGAGUCACACCCCAAGACACCAACUCCACCCCUCUGUCUCUGUCAGUCAAAAGACUGACCACAAACAGCACCCAGUCACAAACCAACGUCAACACCCCAGGCCCUUCGUCUUCGGCUUCUGUCACCACCACUUCUGCAUCAUCAGCUCAUGCCUCAAUCCCUGCAGCAGCCGUCCAGCCUCAGCCUCCUCCUCUGGUGGCUGCUCCACAGCCUCGGACCUCAUUCCCACAAGCCCAGAACCAGCCCCCACCUCCCCCUCCACCCCUGGUUCUCCCCAGGCUUCCUCAGAACCCCCCUGCCUCCCUGCAGAGGCUGUCCCUGCACUCGGUCGGGGCUUUGGCCGUGCAGUCAGGGCAGGUGCUCCUGACUGAACGGGAGCUGCCCGUAGCUGAGGCUCUGGUUCAGAUGCCAUAUCAUAACCUUCCCCCUCCUCAAACGGUGGCUGUUGAUCUGAAAAUGCAUCCAGUCAGACGCAGUGAAGCUCCAUCUUCAAGGCAAACAUGUAAGGUGAACGGGCUGAGCUCUGCGGAGAGGAAAGAUGGAUGUUCUUUAAGUUCACUGAAAGAAAGAUCCAUAACACCCUCCACUGUGCGUCCUGAGAAGAAUGGUAAAGUGAUGGAUUCCUCCUCCCUUAUAUCCAGUCCCUCAGUCAUCAGGUCACCAGUUGUUGAAGAUCUGUCCCUGCUCAGCAACACCACCAUCACCAGCAGAAGCCGUCCUCCUCCAUCUCCUGCUCUACCUCCUCCCAUCCUGCCAUCAGCAGUCAGAGGCCCCAGUCAACCCCCCUCCUCCCCAGCUGGGCCCCCAGUCUGCCCCGACAGGAUCCUCACAGCCCAAAUCCUCACACACCUGGUAGAGGGUUUUGUCAUCAGAGAGGGCCUGGAGCCUUUCCCGGUGGUCCCAACUACGCUGUUAUCAGACCAGCAAGCUUCACUUCCUGACUCUGAGGAGAUUCAAACCAAUGGGGACGCAGCAGCAGAGGACAGUCCGCUUGAAGCUGACCUGUCAGACUCGACUGACUCUGAGAUGGACAACGAUGACCCUGCUGCAGAUGUUGCAGAUCUGACGGAGAGUCCGGUGUCCAGUGUGCUGCAGUGUGAGUUUUGUGGGAGCAGAGGUUACGCUCACACGUUUCUGCGCUCCAAACGCUUCUGCUCUAUGACGUGUGUCAGAAGGUUUAAUGUGAGCUGCACCAAGCGGAUCAGCAUGCUGAGAGCAGGGCGCUGGGGUCACAGGCCGAUGGGCAGGAGAGGACGACCCCCCAGCAGAGUCAACGGAGCCUCCAGAGAACAUUUUCUGAGACAGACUCACAGGUCGUUUGGUUCAGAGGAGGCCCGGCAGAGCUCUCUGAGACAGGAAGAGCAGGAUGAAGAGCAGGAGGAUGAUGAUCUCCCUGUCCCGAUGACAACCAGGCUCCGGAAACAGGCCGAGACGCGUCGAGAGAGGGAGAGAGAGAAGGAGAGGGAGCAGGAGCAGAGGAUGACAGAGACGAUCAGUGUUUCUGACGGAGAGGAAGACGUCGGCAGUCCGUCUCAGUGGAACGUAGAACAAGUGGUCAAUUUUAUCAACUCCCUGCCAGGUGGUCAGGAUGUGGCUGCAGAUUUUCGCUCACAGGAAAUUGAUGGACAGGCUCUGCUGCUCCUCACAGAGGAUCACCUGGUCAGCACCAUGAACCUUAAACUGGGACCGGCUCUGAAACUCUGUGCUCACAUUAACUCUCUGAAAGACCCAUAAAUAAUAAACCUGCUCUCCAUGAGCGGAUUGAUUGAUUGAUUGAUCUUGACAUGGAAAACACAAAGGACAGUAUUUCUUCCUGCAGUGAUAACGCACAGACUGCAGUUUUCUCCUCUGAUCACUGCCACAGUUUCAUACCUGACGCCUCCAGUGAUGGGUCCAUACACUGCCACAGCUGAUUUCUACAGAGGAGCAGAUCUCUCCAUCACCUCUCAUCAUCCCAUUGUAGUAACCGUAGCAGUUUUACUCCUGUUAUCCAUUUGUUUCAAAAUGGUUUUCAAAGUUCUUUGUAUCAGGUGUGAAGAUGUCCAGAGAGGAAAGUGACAAAAAACCAGGUGAUCCUUUUUAAAGUCUCUUCAUUCACUACUCUGUCUAGUGUUUAUGACUGGAGAGGAUAAGGAUCCAAGAUUUAGGAAUGAUUUUUAUGUUUCCUUUUCAUUUAAACUGGGAAGCAGCAGUGGUUAAGUUUUAAUGGGUCUUUUUUUUACUGUGGAUAAAAGUGGAAGAGUAGAACAUUUUUUAACUUGAAUUUCAACCCAAAAAAGAAUUUAUGACUUAAUUGGGGUUCAUUAUUCACCAGUUUUCACAGGAAAAAAGUAACCAAACAAAAAACCCUGAAAAAAUGAUCACCCUUUGGUUUCACAGGAUAAUUUUGGUCAUAAAUCAGGCGGGUGAGAAAUUGGACCCCUGUAUUUUUUUUUUUAACUUAGUUUCAUUUUCCGUUUAGGCAACUUAAACAUUCAUUUAUACAUUUUUGCUGUAUCUGUAGGAUCACUGUUUUUUUAUCGCUUUUCUCUCAGUGUUUCUGAACAUUUGUAAACAAAGAAAACAACUCUGCCUUUACACCACAAGACAGAACAGCUUUAGUAUGCUGAACAGUCACAAAGUUUACAGAACAGAUUAAUACUUACCAUCUUACAGAUGAAAUGUCAUUAACUUUAUCAUGAGGAAACACAUAGUUGUACUGACGUCUGGGAAGUAAGUGGUGACAAGGUUAUUUAUGAAUUAUUUAUAAGAAUCAUAAUUAAUAAACAAAUGAAAAAAAAACAA
Messenger RNA from Notolabrus celidotus (New Zealand spotty), 3964 nucleotides. RefSeq names its product polyhomeotic homolog 3 (Drosophila) (gene phc3a). The record is from RefSeq and is a predicted model, not a curated record. Gene Ontology annotation, cellular component: PRC1 complex; nucleus. Lineage: Eukaryota; Metazoa; Chordata; Actinopteri; Labriformes; Labridae. The transcript is spliced from 15 exons. The coding region runs from base 173 to 2914 and encodes 913 amino acids. Gene Ontology annotation, molecular function: zinc ion binding; protein binding.